UAUCAUUCGCUGCCACUUCAGCACUGCCGGUAUACACGUACAUGCGUAUCUAUGCACUUUUAUUCGUUCAUUGUUCUCAGAAACCAGAAAAUUUCGUCAGAAUUCUCCCCAUUGGCUGGAGAAAUUGUUUGGAGGUGGUCAGGGGGAUACGAGAGCUGUCAAAUUGCGUUCCUGAAGGGGAGAAGUUCGCUUCUCGAUCGAUCCGCCGUUUUUUCCAGCGAAAAGGUUGAUCGGGCUAUUGGAGAGGCAAAUGGCGCAUAGGAUAGAUCAGGAUUACGAUUAUUUGUUCAAGAUCGUGUUGAUCGGUGAUUCUGGUGUUGGGAAGUCCAAUAUAUUGUCGAGAUUCACCAGAAAUGAGUUUUGCUUGGAAUCCAAGUCCACCAUCGGCGUCGAAUUUGCCACCAGAACACUUCAGGUAGAAGGGAAGACGAUCAAGGCACAGAUAUGGGACACAGCAGGGCAAGAACGGUAUCGGGCAAUCACCAGUGCUUAUUACAGAGGUGCCGUGGGUGCACUUCUUGUUUAUGACAUAACCAAGAGACAGACCUUCAACAACGCCCAGAGAUGGCUGCGAGAACUGAGAGACCAUGCGGAUUCCAACAUUGUGAUAAUGAUGGCUGGGAACAAAUCCGAUCUGAACCACCUGAGAUCAGUUGCCGAGGAAGACGGCCAGUCUUUGGCCGAGAAGGAAGGCCUCUCCUUCCUCGAGACGUCAGCCCUCGAAGCCACCAACGUGGAGAAAGCUUUUCAGACCGUUUUAACAGAGAUUUACCAUAUCGUCAGCAAAAAAGCGUUGGCUGCUCAAGAAGCAGCGGCCGCUAACUCUGCAAUUCCUGGCCAAGGAACUACCAUCAACGUUGAUGAUGCAUCUGGAGUCGCCAGAUAUGGAUGUUGCUCUUCUACUUAAAAGGUAAAAGCUCGUCUCUUCUUCUUGUUGUUGUCUUUUGUCCCCAUGUCUUUGUCUAUUCUUCUUGUUAUUGUUCCUGUUUUAUAAGAUUGAGAAGUGUUCAUUUUUUUCUCUCUGUACUUUUGACUUUUGUAACGCCAUUGAAGUAGAAAAUGACCCAUUACAAGAGCACAGAGAAAUAGUGGUUGUGGUUGUGGAGAAUCA
Molecule: messenger RNA, 1111 nt
Organism: Tarenaya hassleriana
Lineage: Eukaryota; Viridiplantae; Streptophyta; Magnoliopsida; Brassicales; Cleomaceae
Product: ras-related protein RABA2c-like
Exons: 3
Coding region: 251-907 (218 amino acids)
Cellular component (GO): endosome
Molecular function (GO): GTP binding; GTPase activity
Source: RefSeq, a predicted model, not a curated record